GCAGGUCACCCGGUGUUCGCUCCCCCAGCGUCGCUCGACUCUCGGGGUCCCACGAUGGCGGCGGCGUCCUCCGCUCAGACACAGGUGUCUGUGACCUUUGAGGAUGUGGCCGUGACUUUUACCCAGGAGGAGUGGGGGCAGUUGGAGCCCAUCCAGAGGACCCUGUACCAGGAGGUGACGCUGGAGACCUGCAGGCUCCUGGUCUCUCUGGGCUGUCCUUUGCCCAAACCAGAACUGAUCUACCCGUUGGAGCACAGCCCCGAGUUACGGACAUUGAAGAGAGGCCUCUCCGCAAGCUCCUGCCCAGGUGACAGCACAGAACCUGAGACCACAGAGACUAUUCCUUCUCACCUGGCCUUGUUUGAGGAAGUCUCACCCCAGGAAUGCCUGACUCAGCAAGCCCCAGGGGACUCCCAGGUGGGGCAACGCAAGGAUCAGGAUGGGCCAUCGGAAAUUCAGGAAAGCCACUCCAGACCAGGGAUAGACCCCCAGGGGGAGAUCCUCCCUGGGAAAAGGACAGAUGAUGGUCUACACUCAAGGAUUGUACAGGAGCGAGUCUCUCUAGGAGAUAUUCUCUACGAACGUGACUCACGUGGACCAGUGAAAGAUCGUUUGAUUCGUGAAAGGAAACAUCCCUAUAAGUGCGAGGAAUGUGGGAAAGUGUUUAACAAGAACUGCUUCCUUGUUCGACAUGAGCAGAUUCAUACUGGAGUGAAGCCCUAUGAGUGCUCGGAGUGUGGGAAAACUUUUAGCAAGAGCACACACCUUCUCCAGCACCAAAUGAUCCACACUGGGGAGAGGCCCUAUGAGUGCAUGGAGUGUGGGAAGGCCUUCAACCGCAGGUCACACCUCACGAGGCACCAGCGGAUUCACACUGGAGAGAAGCCUUAUAAGUGCAGCGAAUGUGGAAAGGCCUUCACUCAUCGCUCCAAUUUAGUGUUGCAUAACAGAAGCCAUACUGGUGAAAAACCCUUUGUGUGCAAAGAAUGUGGGAAAGCCUUUCGAGAUAAGACAGGUUUCCUUCGACACUACAUCAUCCACACAGGGGAGAAGCCCUUUGAGUGCAUGGAGUGUGGGAAGGCCUUCAACCGGAGGUCACACCUCACGUGGCACCAGCAGAUCCAUAGUGGAGUGAGACCCUUUGAAUGCAGUGAAUGUGGGAAGGCCUUUUGCGACAGCACAGACCUCAUUCAACACUACGUCAUCCACACUGGAGAGAAGCCAUAUAAGUGCCUUGAAUGUGGGAAGGCCUUCUACCGCAGGUCACACCUCAAGCAGCACCAGCGGAGUCACACUGGGGAGAAACCCUAUGAGUGCACUGAAUGUGGAAAGGCCUUCACCCACUGCUCCACUUUUAUCUUGCAUAAAAGGGUCCACACUGGGGAAAAACCCUAUGAGUGCAAAGAAUGUGGGAAAGCCUUUAGCAAUCGGUCAGACCUCAUUCGACACUUCAGCAUCCACACUGAAGAGAAGCCCUAUGAGUGCAUGGAGUGUGGGAAGGCCUUCAACCGCAGGUCAUACCUCACAAGACACCAGCGGAUUCACAGUGGAGAGAAGCCCUAUGAAUGCAUCGAGUGUGGCAAGGCCUUUUGCCAGAGGGCAAACCUCAUUCGACACGCCAUUAUCCACACUGGAGAGAAGCCUUAUGUGUGCACCGAAUGUGGAAAGGCCUUCACCUACUGCUACACUUUUAUCUUGCAUAAAAGGGCCCACAUUGGAGAAAAACCUUUUGAGUGCAAAGAAUGUGGGAAAGGCUUUAGCACUAGGAAAGACCUCAUUCGACACAUCAGCAUCCAUGCUGGAGAGAAGCCCUUUGAGUGCAUAGAGUGUGGGAAGGCUUUCAACCGCAGGUCAGGCCUCACAAGGCACCAGCGGAUUCAUAGUGGAGAGAAGCCUUAUGAAUGCAUGGAAUGCGGGAAGACCUUCUGCUGGAGCACAAGCCUCAUUCGACACUCUGUCAUCCACACUGGAGAGAAGCCCUAUGAGUGCAGUGAGUGUGGAAAGGCCUUCAGUCGCAGCUCAUCCCUCACGCAGCAUCAGAGGGUUCAUUCUGGGAGAAACCCUGUCAGUGUAACAGAAGUGGGAAGACCCUUCACAAGUGGGCAAUCCUCAGUCAGCCUCUAAGAACUACUGGGGAAAGACUUUUUCAAUGUAACCACUGAGGAAAAUCUUUUGCCGGA
Molecule: messenger RNA, 2180 nt
Organism: Ceratotherium simum simum (southern white rhinoceros)
Lineage: Eukaryota; Metazoa; Chordata; Mammalia; Perissodactyla; Rhinocerotidae
Source: RefSeq, a predicted model, not a curated record